This is a messenger RNA of Malassezia pachydermatis, 3873 nucleotides long. RefSeq names its product myosin i. Gene Ontology annotation, molecular function: microfilament motor activity; actin filament binding; ATP binding. Gene Ontology annotation, biological process: actin filament organization; endocytosis; vesicle transport along actin filament. The coding region runs from base 1 to 3873 and encodes 1290 amino acids. The record is from RefSeq and is a predicted model, not a curated record. The transcript has 2 exons. NCBI's taxonomy places the organism in Eukaryota, Fungi, Basidiomycota, Malasseziomycetes, Malasseziales, Malasseziaceae. Gene Ontology annotation, cellular component: actin cytoskeleton; myosin complex; microvillus.
AUGGUGAUCUCCAAGCGUGCCGGUGCCCGCAAGGCAGGCGGUGCUGCAAAGGCGCCGCCCCCCGUAGUGAAUCGCGGAAUCGCCAAAGCAGACUGGCGUGAAGGCUUCAAAAAGCCGCAAGCAGGCGUGUCCGAUAUGACCCUGCUCACGCAGAUUACCAACGAGGCUAUCAAUGACAAUCUUCAUAAACGCUUUGCCAAUGGCGAGAUUUACACAUAUAUCGGCAAUGUGCUCAUCUCUGUGAACCCCUUUCGCGACCUAGGCAUCUAUACUGACGAGGUGCUGCAUUCGUACCGUGGCAAGAACCGUCUAGAGAUGCCGCCGCAUGUAUACGCCAUUGCAGAAGGCGCCUACUACAAUAUGCUGGCGUACAAAGAAAACCAGUGCGUGAUCAUUUCCGGCGAGUCCGGUGCAGGAAAGACCGAAGCGGCCAAGCGUAUCAUGCAGUACAUUGCCGCAGUGAGUGGAAACGAGGCUGCAGCGAGUGGCAUUCACAACAUCAAGGAUAUGGUCCUCGCGACCAACCCUCUUUUGGAAAGUUUUGGGUGUGCCAAGACGCUGCGAAACAACAACAGCUCACGUCACGGCAAGUAUCUGGAAAUUAUGUUUGAUGCGCAGGGCACGCCGGUAGGUGCAACGAUCACCAACUACCUGCUCGAAAAGGGCCGUGUCGUUGGCCAGAUCCGCAACGAGCGCAAUUUCCAUAUCUUCUACCAGUUUACCAAAGCUGCCACACCGCAGCAGCGCGAGAUGUUUGGUCUGCAAGGCCCGGAGGCGUAUGCGUACACGGCUGAUAGCCAGUGUCUCGACGUGCCUGGCAUUGACGAUCAUGCAGACUUUGCUGCGGCAAUGGAAGCGAUGAAGAUCAUCGGGCUGUCGGAGGAUGAGAAGACAAGUAUCCUGCGUAUGCUUGCCUCGAUCCUGUGGCUAGGCAACGUGCACUUUGUCGAGAACGAGCAGGGCGAUGCAGCGAUUGCCAACCCAGACGUGACAGAGUUUGUGGCAUACCUGCUGCAAGUCGAUGCAGCAGCGGUUCAGCGUGCCUUAGUCCAGCGGAUCAUGGAGACGCAGCGUGGUGGCCGCCGUGGCUCCGUGUACGAAGUGCCACUCAACCCGACGCAGGCAGCUGCGGUGCGUGACGCGCUGAGCAAGGCCAUUUACAACAACCUGUUUGAGUGGAUUGUGGCACGUGUGAACCAGUCGCUGCAUGUACGUGGCGGUGCGGCGAAUGUCAUUGGUGUGCUGGACAUUUACGGCUUUGAGAUCUUUGACAACAACUCGUUCGAGCAGUUGUGCAUCAACUAUGUGAACGAGAAGCUGCAACAGAUCUUCAUUGAGCUGACGCUGAAGAAGGAGCAGGAGGAGUAUGCGCAGGAACAGAUCCAGUGGACCCCGAUCAAGUAUUUUAACAACAAGAUCGUAUGUGACUUGAUUGAGUCGAAGCGGCCACCUGGUAUCUUUUCGGCACUGAACGAUGCUGUCGCCACGGCGCAUGCCGACCCUGCUGCGGCAGACAACUCGUUUGUGCAGCGCACGUCGAUGCUUUCAUCGAACCCGCACUUUGAGGCGCGCGGAAACAAGUUCCUGGUGCGCCAUUAUGCCGGCGAUGUGAUGUACAAUGUGACGGGCAUGACAGAGAAAAACAAGGAUGCGCUGCUCAAGGACAUCCUAAACUUGGUCGAUAGUUCGUCCAAUGCUUUCCUCAAGGGUCUUUUCCCCGAUCGCCCGGAUCCUGAUAGCAAGAAGCGUCCGCCGACAGCUGGCGAUCGCAUCAAGGCCAGUGCGAAUUUGCUGGUGGACAAUUUGAUGCAGGCGCAGCCGUCGUACAUUCGCACGAUCAAGCCGAACCAAAACAAGAGCCCAAGUGAGUAUGAUACGCAAGCGAUUGUGCAUCAGAUCAAGUAUCUGGGUCUGCAGGAGAAUAUUCGCGUACGUCGUGCUGGGUUUGCGUACCGCAACACGUUUGAAAAGAUUGUGCAGCGAUUCUACCUGCUCUCGCCAGCCACGUCGUAUGCUGGUGACUACAUUUGGCAGGGCGAUGCGCGCAGUGGAUGUGAGCGUAUUUUCCACGACACGGGCAUUGCGCGUGACGAGUGGCAAUUGGGCGUUACCAAAGGCUUUAUCAAGAACCCUGAGACGCUCUUUGCGUUGGAAACGAUGCGCGAUCGGUACUGGCACAAUAUGGCCAUGCGGAUUCAACGUGCAUGGCGUGCGUACUUGCGCCGCCGCGAAGAAAGCGCACGCCGUAUCCAGCGCGCAUGGCGGCGUAGCCGCGAAGGCCACGAGUUUUUGGAGUUGCGUGAAUAUGGCCACCAGAUUUUGGCCGGCCGCAAGGAACGCCGUCGAUUCAGUCUGAUUAGUAUGCGUCGAUUCCUGGGUGAUUACUUGGACGUGAAUGGCUCGUCGGCAGAGGGACGUAUGCUACGGGCGAGUGCCAAUUUGCCUGGCACGGAACUUGUGGUGUUUAGUGGGCGUGCGCAGCUGCUUGUCGCGCGUCUGGGCCGCUCGUCGAUUCGCAGCCCUCGUUUCUUGCUGAUGACGUCGCGGGCCGUGUACAUUCUCGUGACGCACUUGGUCAACAAGCGCCCACAGACUACGACAGAGCGUGUGAUUCCUCUCACGGCCAUCCGCAGUGUGGGCUUCUCGCAUCUUCGUGACGACUGGAUGGUCCUCCAGACGGGUCUGGACGAAGGAGAUCCGCUCCUGCACUGCGAUUUCAAGACAGAGUUUGUCGCGCAUUUGCUGCAGCAGACGCGGGGUCAGACGCAUGUCACGAUCGCGCCGCAAUUGGAGUACGUGCGCAAAGGACGCAAGAAGGCGCACAUCUCGUUCCGGAAAGAUGAGACGGUGCACUUGGGCGACAUUUACAAGAGUUCCGUGGUCACGGUCGGCUCAGGUGAGCCGCCCAACAGUGUAUCGAGGCCACCGGCCCGCAUGCUCCCCAAAUCAGAGCGCACAGCACGUACGCGACGUGCAGCGCCGGCAGCGGCAGCACGUCCACGUCCACGUCCAGUGCCCACGGCGCUGCCCAGUGGUGGAGGCAUGACACCCGCUGCCCCGCCGCGUCCAACUACGACGACCACGAACAAGCCCAUGCCGCCCCCACCUCCCGCUCGCUCGACCGCACCGAUGCCGACGACGACGACCACACGCAGUGUCCCUGCGGCGCCUGGGCCCAGUGGACAGGGCUUGCCGUCGUACUUGCAAGCAGCGCCAGCCGCGCCUCCAGCCCCUGCGGCUAGUGGUAUACCAUCGUAUCUGCAAUCGACCUCAACUUCUGCGUUGGCCCCGCCUGUGACACAGAUUGGCUCCGCGGCGCCGCCCGCCGCCAGUGUAGCAGCAGUACCAACGCCGGCGCCGGCACCUGCACCUGCACCGCCGGCAUCGCGAGGACCACCGCCACCGCCGCCGCCAGCGCCGGCCUCGCAACGUUUGCCGCGCUACCGUGCAUUGUACGAUUUCGCGACAGUCGAGUCGGGUGAAUUGCCGUUGACCAAGGGCGAUAUCGUCGAGCUGGAAGACAAAGAGGGCAACGGUUGGUGGCUCGUGAAGAAGGGGGGCGCAGAGGGAUGGGCUCCCGCUGACUACUUGGAACUCGUCCCUGAGACCACGCCGAAGCCACGUCCCCCGCCGCCAGCGAAGCCGACCGGCGCCAAGCCGGUCAUGGCAUCGUCUGCACCGACGACAGCGAGCCGCGCCGAUCCGCCGCCGCAAUGGACACCAGCCGACACGCAGGCCGCCCCGAUCGCUGUGAUGCCAGGGAUGGGCGAUCCAGGUGGCUUUGCAGCGGUGCUGGCCCGCAAGAAGGCCGAGAAUGCCGCUGCGGCUGCCGCCGCGCAAGGCGGUGGGGCGCCGCCGCCGCCGCCCAUGUAA